AUGGGAUCAACACAGGCACCUUUCUCGCCCUCAUUUUCCGCCCUGGAUCCUGUCAUUAUGGACGACGACAUGGAGUCCACCUUCCGUAACGCCAACAUGGACUUUUUGGACCCCACAAAACUCGAGAUGUCAACCGAAAAUGCUGGGGGAGAUUUUGACGACCUGUUCGCUCGAGCCACAACUUCCCGUCCGAAUGGCGUAUCAGAGCCUUCAAAGCCAUACCAAGACCAAAACCCCCUGAGGCAGGUGCCGACUCUUACCGCCGAUUCACCAGCCGAGUCGCCAGAUGAUUCGGGUCGCAGUUCUUCCUCCGAAUCACCACGGAAUCACCUGCGACAAACGUCGGUCGCCUCGACAAACUCAGCAGCGCAUAGUGAUAAUCCCUUGGCUUCUACUAGUUACCAGGCCGAGGACUGGAUGCGCCCCGAAUUAUCGUCAGUCAAGGAGGAAUCACCAUUCAAUAUUGACCCUUCUUUUCCUAUGGAUGGUGGUUUCUCCUUGGAUCCGGAUCUGGAGGUUAGCAACAAAGCGAUGGACGCAGCUUUUGAUUUUGAAAGUGCAGCGAGUAGCCCUAGUCCAUUGAAACCAGACAAUGGGUCACUUCCCAGACCCCAGAAGCGCUCGAAAUCCCAGCUCUGGAGUCCUUCGAGCAAUCACGCUGCGCUGGCGUCAGUCGAUGGUGUGCCUUCUGUCAAUGCUCCCGGGUCUCCAUUCUUCGCUUUUGGACUCAACGGCCAAUCGCCAUACUCGAACUCAAUGCCCCAAGAUAUGGAUAGAGUAGCCCCGCAAUGGGGCGGACAUUCUCCUUCGUCCCUUUUGGAAGAAAGUUUCGGAGGUAUCAACAUGAAUCGCCAAUCACCACUCCACACCUCGCUAUCACCCGCCAUGAACUUCGGGUCGCCUGCAUCAUACCAAUUUCCUGUCAACUUCGCUUCUUCUCCAGCGCAGCCUCAAGUGAAUGCGCACUCUCUACAGCCUGUCCUCACUGUGCAUCCGACCUCCCUAAAAUCCCGCGUUGAGACUCAAAUUCCGAUCCGCUUAACCCUCUCCCCGCUACCCACCGGUGUUAAGAAACUCCGUCUUCCCUCGCACACCAUUUCGAAACUCAAAUUUCUUGCUCCUCCUGCCACCGAACCUUCCCGUGAUACCCUCCAAUUGUACACAAGUCUGGUAUGCACGAGCGCCAUGCAAGACAGAGAAAAGAUCAAGCGGGCAUUUGCACGAACAAGGGGUGACCACUAUCAAGCAACUUCGGAUGACGAACGCCCGCUGGACGGGGGUGAUGUGAAAAUCUGCAGCGGAUGUAUACAGCGAGAACGGAAACGUGCGUCACGGAAGAAACAAAGGAAGCCCGAGGAAGACGAAUUAUUUCAAAAGGAUGAAGAGAAGCGUGUCAUCGUAUUCAACACCAGCGAGAUCAAGGAAUGGACCGAACCAUCAAAGAACGCUAGCGGUGGUUAUGGUGAUAGAUUAUCGGCCCCACCGGGAUCAAUGCAAGUGGAACUGCCGAUGCGCAUUGCAUGCUAUUGUCGGCAUCAAAAUGAGAAGCUCGGGUUCCAAGUUAUAUUCACUGUGAAGGACCACUUGGACAACGUGGUAGCGCAGGCAAUCACAAAUUCGAUUAUGAUAACCGACGACCACAAAACGCAGGCUCCAUCCGCGCCCGCGCCGACUGGCCCUUCGCCAUCCCUCGCAGAUGGGACACAAGUACCGGGAGUUGGAGUGUUUCCCUCGGGCCAAAACCCCGAGAAUGGGCAAAAUUCUUUCGGUGCACCUCAGUCGCCGACUGAUCUGCAGGGUCUUCAACAAAGGUUCAAUUCUCAAUAUCAGCUUACACCGAGUUCAUUUGCGGGUCCAGGCUCAACAAGUGGAGGAAAUGUGUCUCAGACGUCCAGAAGCCUCUCUCGAGGAGCAUCUCCAUCCGAUUUCCAAGGGCCACAGAGCAAACGGCGCAAACACAGCAGCUCUGGAAGGCUUCCAUCCGAACUGACUAUGACAAGACUCGAGACACCUCAGUCAUCCGCAGCAGCUAUGAACAAUGCUGCGCAACUUGCGGCUGCUCGUGGAUUCGCUUCACCAACUGAACGCCCAUUCGUAAACCCGUCCUCCAUGUCUCAAUAUGGGAAUGGCCCGCCCACGCCCAACCAGAACAACGAUAACAAUCCAUUCUUCAACCCGACUCCUGCCCAGCGACAAAGUUUAGACACCCUGGCCGGGGGAGCACUGGCAUCCACACCCAACUCUACCCAUCCCAGUCGUCCGGGGACACCAGGUGGCUCGAAUCGCAAUGGCUUCCAUGAUCCAAGUAUUCCCAUGGGACUUGGUGCUAAUUCAUCAAGUCAGGUUUGGCCUCCCCUCAACAGUGCCCCCAAUCGAUUGCCAUCAGUGAUUCACAAGUUGGUACCUGCCGAGGGCUCCAUCACAGGAGGCACUGAGGUUACGUUGUUAGGCAGCGGGUUUUAUCCUGGUAUGGAGGUUGUUUUCGGUGAUACCUUGGCCACUACAACCACAUUCUGGGGUGACAAGUGCCUCAACUGCCUGACCCCUCCUGCUCUCCAGCCGGGAUUGGUGUCUGUGGUAUUCAAACAUGAGCAUCCGACGUUCGGUCAAGUCCAGCAGCCUCAGCCAAUCAUGCCCAAACAGCAGCUGUUCUUCCGCUAUGUGGAUGACCGUGAGCUUCAAAUGUAUCGCUUGGCACUGAACAUUCUUGGUCAGAAAUUGGGCAGCCAAGCGGAUGCAUUCCACACAGCGCAACAGAUCAUGGGAAGCGAUCCAAACGCGUUCUUCAACAUGCAAGCAGACAUGCAAAGUAACGGUAACUCCUCCGGGGGUCAGCAACGCCAAGUACCGGGUCUUGAGAACCAGGGCAAACUCGGCGAUCUCGACUCGAAGAUGCUCACCUACCUGGAAUUCAUCGACUUGGACAAUAGUCCUCGCUCAGCACGGUAUAACUCGCGCAGCCCCACCGGCCAGAGUCUUCUCCACUUUGCGGCGUCGUUGGGACUGACAAGAUUUGUCGCGGGUCUUUUGGCUCGGGGUGCAAACCCCGAUGUGCAAGACAACACGGGCAAUGCGCCGAUGCAUCUAGCCGCACUUCAUGGUCAUGCCCACAUUGUCCACCGCUUGCGUCUGACGGGCGCCAAUCCUAACACUCGUAGUGUACGAGGCUUCACUGCCGCAGACCUAGCAACAACGCUUCCCGCCCAUCAAGCCGCAUUGCUUCCAUCUCGCCACUACCGGUCCCGCAGUGUGGGAUCCCUCACAUCCCGACGCCGACAAAGCAGCUCGGCCUCGCUUAGCUCGAUGUGGGAGGUGUCUUCCGCCUCUGGAUCUCUUGGUCAUGAUCUCAACGACUCGGAGGAUGUGGAUGAUGAAGAGGAAACCACCGAUGAUUCUGAGUCGGAGCCUCUUCAAUUUACCUCCUCUCGUCGGUCUAGUAUGCACCAAGAUAUCGGUCCACAAGUCAUGGACAAUAGCGAACAAACCAUCGCAACCGGAAACGCUCAGGGCUUUGCCCCGCCAGCACCUCUUGUCGCGUGGCCAGAGCGUGGCCAAUGCCUUCCCCAACCUCCCGGCCCUCCCCCGAUGCCUCCGAUGCCCGCAAUGCCCGCGAUACCUACGAUGCCCGCCCUCCAAGACUACCAAGGACAAGGAAUGAUGCGCCGCAUAACCAACCUUGUUCCUCACCGACCUGCGGCUGGGGAUGGUUGGUGGGAUUACCUGAAGGGCACAUCUGCGCCCAAUCCCAAUCAACCACCUUCAUACGAUGAGUUGUUCCCGCACCCCGAGGCCACCGAUGAAUCCGACAUGAAGAAGUCCAGUCUGCUCCGUGCCGCAACAGAGGCAGCUAUCGACCAACACUUCGAGGCACAGAGUAGCGCUGCUGCUGCUGCCGCCGCCGCCGUUCCGGCUUCGGCUUCAGCUUCAACGUCCCGCAUUCAAGUUGAGAAGGAAGAUAUCAAAGAUAUCACAAUCGGGCGCAAUGUCAUCUCACGCGAGCAGCAAAAGCACCUCCGAGAGCAACAGGCUCGACGAAUGAAGGGUCUAGGCAACGACCGAAACCUAUACUUCAUUUGGAUUCCUCUUCUUAUUCUCGUUAUUUGUGCCUGGGGUCGAAACUACGUUCCCGGGAUUUGGCAAGGCGUCACGGACAGCUUUGAAUUUGUGAAAGCUCGCUAUACACAGCCGGCUGUGGAAUUGGGCAUUUAG
Penicillium coprophilum is the source of this 4209-nucleotide messenger RNA. Its product is annotated as putative membrane-tethered transcription factor (SPT23). NCBI's taxonomy places the organism in Eukaryota, Fungi, Ascomycota, Eurotiomycetes, Eurotiales, Aspergillaceae. Bases 1 to 4209 code for a protein of 1402 amino acids. Gene Ontology annotation, molecular function: protein binding. The transcript is spliced from 4 exons. The record is from RefSeq and is a predicted model, not a curated record.